Messenger RNA from Microtus ochrogaster (prairie vole), 3272 nucleotides. It is a transcript of the gene Dpy19l2, whose product is annotated as dpy-19 like 2. Gene Ontology annotation, molecular function: mannosyltransferase activity. NCBI's taxonomy places the organism in Eukaryota, Metazoa, Chordata, Mammalia, Rodentia, Cricetidae. Gene Ontology annotation, biological process: spermatid development. The record is from RefSeq and is a predicted model, not a curated record. Gene Ontology annotation, cellular component: nuclear inner membrane.
CGGCCCCGAACCUCUCCCUGCGGUGACCCAGCUCCCUCCACCUGACCACAGACUAUGAGAAGAUGGUGGGGCCGACGAGGAGUAAACUCAGGGAAUCGGACCCCGACGCAUCGCAAACCAGGAGGCGUCAGGGCGCAGGGCCGGUGGAGCCCCCGCUGGAGCGCGCCAAGAGGUGGCUGCUGCAGCCUUUCUUCCUGGGUGGCAGGAACCUGCCUGGGGGCGCCCGGAACUACGCGCAGCGGAGGAGCCGAAAUCUGAACGCGCAAAGUUACUUACACCUGGAAGAGGUCACCAAGCUCCUUCUUCAUGGCCGCUUCCAAUUCCUCCACAGCCUCUUGGACCAGCUCCGCGACAGGGUGCAGGCCCUGCAUAAUCAUCGUUUCUCCCACAGGACCCUGUUUGGUGUAGCUGCCUUUGUGGGGAUUUUGCACUGGAUACACUUAAUAACACUUUUUGAAAAUGACCGUCAUUUUUCUCACCUCUCAUCUUUGGAACGGGAGAUGACCUUCCGCACGGAAAUGGGACUUUAUUAUUCCUACUUCAAGACCAUCAUCGAAGCGCCUUCAUUUCUGGAAGGACUGUGGAUGAUCAUGAAUGACAGGCUAACUGAAUAUCCCCUGGUAAUCAAUACAGUGAAACGCUUCCAUCUUUAUCCAGAGGUAAUCAUAGCCUACUGGUAUCGCACAAUCGUGGGAACAAUGGAUUUAUUUGGGUUGGAAACUAAGACCUGCUGGAAUGUCACCAGAAUAGAGCCUCUUAGUGAAGUUCAGAGCUGUGAAGGAUUGGGAGACCCAGCUUGCUUUUAUGUUGGUGUAAUUUUUAUUUUAAAUGGACUAAUGAUGGGAUUGUUCUUCAUAUAUGGCACCUAUCUGAGUGGGAGUCAGCUAGGAGGUCUGAUUACAGUGGUGUGCUACUUUUUCAAUCAUGGAGAGGCCACCCGUGUGAUGUGGACACCGCCACUCCGGGAAAGUUUUUCAUAUCCAUUCCUUGUACUUCAGAUGUAUGUUUUAACUACUAUACUCAGGACCUCCACCGUCCACAGAAAACACUACAUAGCGCUCUGUCUCUCCAAUGUGGCCUUUAUGCUUCCGUGGCAGUUCGCUCAGUUCAUACUCUUUACGCAGAUAGCCUCAUUAUUUCCUAUGUAUGUUGUGGGAUACAUUGAGCCAAACAAAUUUCAGAAGAUCAUUUUUAUCAACAUGAGUUCUGUUGCCCUCUGUUUCAUUUUGAUGUUUGGAAAUCCAAUGUACUUAAGUUCUUACUAUUCCUCAUGUUUGUUAGUGACAUGGGCAAUAUUGCAAAAGAAGAAUAAAAUCCAAAAAUUAGGAUCCUCUGAACUCCAAUUGUGGUUAAUCCAAGGCUGUGUUUGGUGGAGCGGAACAAUUAUUUUGAAAUUCCUGACAUCUAAAAUUUGUGGUGUUUCAGACCAUAUUCGCUUGAGUGACCUUAUAGCAGCCAGAAUCUUAAGAUACACAGAUUUUGAUACCUUAAUAUACACCUGUGCUCCUGAAUUUGACUUCAUGGAACGAGCGACUCCACUGAGAUACACAAAGACAUUAUUGCUUCCACUUGUUAUAGUGAUUACGUACUUUAUUUUUAAAAAGAUUGCUCGUGAUAUCAUAUGUGCCUUAUGUACAAACACUUACAUAAGAAAACAGAUCCUUGAAAACGGUGAGCUGAUUUUUCACACCUUGCAGUUGCUGGCAUUCACAGUUCUUGCCAUUUUAAUCAUGCGGUUGAAGCUGUUUUUGACACCCCACAUGUGCAUCAUGGCUUCUUUGAUCUGCUCCCGACAGCUCUUUGGCUGGCUUUUUUGCAGAAUUCAUUUUGAGAAUGUUGUCUUCGGUAUUCUGACAAUGAUGUCAAUACAAGGUUGUGCAAACCUCCAUUACCAAUGGAGCAUCAUGGGAGAGUUUACUAACCUGCCUCAGGAAGAGCUCAUACACUGGAUCAGAUACAACACCAGGCCAGAUGCUGUCUUUGCAGGCGCUAUGCCCACGAUGGCAAGCAUCAAACUAUCUACACUGCACCCAAUUGUGAACCACCCACACUAUGAGGAUGCAGACUUGAGGGCUCGAACAAAAAUAGUUUAUUCUGCAUAUAGUCGAAAACCUGCAGUAGAAGUGAGAGAUAAACUGUUGGAAUUACAUGUGAAUUAUUAUGUUCUAGAAGAAGCAUGGUGUGUUGUGAGAACUAAGCCUGGUUGCAGUAUGCUUGAAAUCUGGGAUGUGGAAGAUCCUUCCAAUGCAGCUAAUCCCCCCCUCUGUAGUGUCCUGCUCAAGAAUGCCAAGCCUUACUUCACCACAGUAUUUCAGAAUAGUAUGUACAGAGUCCUGAAGAUUAACUGAGAACAAGGCUCUCCAUCACUCUGCGCAGAGAUGUCAAAACAGAACACUUCCAGCCGUGCAACAAUAAAAAUCACAAGCUUUCCUAAGAGACACUUUCAAAGAAGAUACAAUUAUUUAAAGUUACUGGUUACUAAGGAUAAAUUACUUCACUGUUUACGUCAACUGUGAGCCUGCCAAGCUUACCUCAUAACUGAUUUAAGACAUCUCAUACCUCAUCAACAAACGUUCAUUUUAGAGUUUUGAGGAAAGGUGUAUGCAAAAUAACAACAUAAUUUAAGAAACCAAGGAUAAAUAAUUCCUUUUCAACCCAGCUAGAUACAUUGCUUCUAGUUUCCAUAGAGCUCAUGGAUCAGCCCAAACCCUCUGAACCAUGAAGACUGCGCAGACUCUGAGAAGCCUGGGGGUUGUGGUAGCCUCAACUCCCACGUGCUCUGCCCUAGCUAGCCCUGGAGAGAGAGUUUUAAUAGCUUUUAAGAACCUUUAAAAUCAUUUCCAGUCCAAGUGUUUCUACACACUUUGGCUUGUAAUAGUUUGAAUGCUAUGAAGAUUAUUAACUCAACCAGAUAAAUAUUUGCUACUGAUUAAUUUCCAGACCAAACCCAAUAAUUAUCAUCCUGUUGGUAAAAUCCUGUUGCUUUCUUUUAAUAGCAGGUAAAAUGAAAAUUAUUAUGGAACCAAAUCAAAUUUGGAACUACACGUCAGUAUAGAAAAUCCAGCUGGGUUUAUCAAAUGAGGUUUUCAGGGGCUAGACCGUAACAAAGCAAUGGCCUUCUCUUCUCGGUGGCCCCUGGCUCGCUGAGUAUGGUCUGUGUUUGAAGCCACCAUCUUUUGUAAUUCAUAUUUUUAAGUCCUCGUUUAUUUUUAGUUUAUGAUGAAGAUGGCAUUGUUUUACAAAUUUUAUCUCCCAAUAAAAGCUCUCUGUUA